AUGGCACUCGUCGCCCCAGCAAGCACCGAUUUCACCCACCCAGCACCAAGAAUCAACAACAGGAUUAUUCAAUUAGGCACCCCACAGGUCAUAAUGAGCAUCAACCAGUCAAAUUCUUGGCAGGAAAAAGCAGCCAGAAAACGAGAGGAAAAUGCAAACAGAAUACCGUCUGAAUGGAGAGUAUCGGACCAAUUCAUGGCCAAAUUCGAUGCACCAUUGUCCGAUCAUAAAAACGACCUCAUUCGAGCUGGAGCUGUUCGUGAAUCUGGAAUUCUGACAGAUCAUGAGCUUAAGAUUACCGAAGAGUAUUCAGUUACUGACCUGAUCUCUGCGUUGGCAAAUGGUAGCCUCACCUCUGUUGAGGUGACUUUGGCUUAUUGCAAACGUGCCGCUGUGGCUCAACAACUGGUCGCAUGUCUCGCCGAAACUAUGUUUGCGGAAGCCCAGGAGCGAGCUCAAUAUCUGGAUGAUUUACGAGCUCAGGGAAGACUAGCGGGUCCACUCCAUGGUCUUCCUGUUAGUAUCAAGGAUAACUUCCAUUUCAAGGGUAGAGAAGCAACUAUCGGAAUGGUAUCCUUUCUGGGUGACGUCUCGACCGAGAACUCGGCUCUUGUGAAUAUUCUUCUACAGCUCGGCGCUGUGCUUUAUGUGAAGACAAAUGUGCCCCAAACAAUGAUGACAGCCGAUUCUCACAAUAAUGUCUUUGGACGCACUCUGAACCCUUGGAAUACCACCCUUGGACCCGGUGGGUCUAGUGGUGGAGAAGGGGCUCUGAUUGCUCUUCGGGGGUCACCUAUUGGUUUUGGAACAGAUAUUGGUGGGUCCGUCCGUAUUCCAGCUCACUGCUGUGGAACCUACGGUUUCAAACCAAGCGCUUCAAGAGUUCCCAACGGUGGCAUGCGCAUCUGCACCACGCCUGGAAUGAAGUUUGUUCUAUCUUGCAUUGGUCCCCUUUCACUGGAUCUGGACGGAAUCGAGACUGUUUUCACGGCACUUUUCAACGCACGCCCUGCCAACUAUGAUUCCAGCAUUCUCGACGUUCCAUGGAGACAAGUUGACAUCAAACCAGUUCUCAGGAUUGGGAUUGUUCCGGAAUCUUCUAUGUUUCCUCUCCACCCACCUAUUCGGAGAGUUUUAACCGAAGCAGUUCGCUUGUUAGAAGCCGAGGGGCAUCGACUUAUUUACUUAGAUGAGAAAGAUUGCCGGGUUGUUGAGGCAAAUGAGAUAGCCUGGAACAUAUUCAAUCUGGACCAGAAUUCCAGGAAACUGAUUGAAUCAGCGGGUGAGCCAGUUGUCCCGGCUAUUGAACAUAUUACGAGGCAAUUUGGGAGACUGGGGCAAAUUAUCAUACCUUCUCUACCCGAAAUGAGCACCCUUGACAGGAUGGAGAAGUUGGCUCUCUUGAAUGUACGACGGGCAGAGCUGCGAGAGGCUUACCGGAAGCUGUGGGUGCACCACAAUCUUGACAUAUGCAUUGCACCUCCGGCCCAACACACUGCAGUAUCGCAUGAUAUGUUUGGGCUUGCUGUUUAUACCACAUUCUUGAACUGUUUGGAUUAUCCAUCAUGUAUCCUGCCAUUUGGGGAAGUGGGCGACGAGGAUGCCGGAAAGACCUUUGAACUUAAAGAAGAUCAAUUGGCGCCUGAAUAUAACUUUGAUCAGCUCAAAGGCGCGCCGUGUUCCAUUCAGCUUUUCACCACCACCAUGCGGGAUGAGGAAUGCUUGCAAAUGGCGAAGCAAAUCGAUCAGUGCCUGAAGGGUCCAGCACAGAACCAAGGGAAGAGAGCUUCCAAUAUCUAG
Messenger RNA from Penicillium odoratum, 1800 nucleotides. RefSeq names its product putative general amidase. NCBI's taxonomy places the organism in Eukaryota, Fungi, Ascomycota, Eurotiomycetes, Eurotiales, Aspergillaceae. The transcript is spliced from 6 exons. The record is from RefSeq and is a predicted model, not a curated record. The coding region runs from base 1 to 1800 and encodes 599 amino acids.